Tribolium madens (black flour beetle) is the source of this 1977-nucleotide messenger RNA. RefSeq names its product nose resistant to fluoxetine protein 6-like. The transcript has 6 exons. NCBI's taxonomy places the organism in Eukaryota, Metazoa, Arthropoda, Insecta, Coleoptera, Tenebrionidae. The record is from RefSeq and is a predicted model, not a curated record. The coding region runs from base 1 to 1977 and encodes 658 amino acids. Gene Ontology annotation, molecular function: acyltransferase activity, transferring groups other than amino-acyl groups.
AUGACUCUCUACAUAUACCUUUAUUUCUAUUGCAAUUUUCUUAUUAUUUCAGUGAAUUCAGUAAAAUUAACAAUGAAACAAGGACUACUAAUGAACCAAGUUUUGGCCACUUAUGCUUUAGAUAAUGCACAAAAUUCGCUGUGUAAAAACCAUUCCAAUCUUUACAGAAAUGGGUUAAGAUCAUUUGAAUCAUGGGCUCUAAAUAUGUUUGAUUCUUCAUCUAAAAUCCAACCUGGCAUUCUUCUAGGAAAUUUAGUCGAAUUUGGGAGUUACAAACAAUGCAUUCAGAUCAGAUUUGAUGAAAUUAAAGGAAAGCAUUGUUUGAUUAAAAUAACACCAAACUUGAAUUUAAUUAAAAAAAUUCUCUCGUUUCGAAAUGUAACCGAAAAAAGGUUCCCAAAAAUUAAAUUAAUUGUCGAAAAGUCUGCUUUCUUUUGGUCAGUGUGUGUACCAGACUCGUGUCCCACUAACGAUAUUUUACGACAUUUUAAGAAAAUUAUUAGCGAAAUGACUGAAGGUUUAAACUUGAAUGCAAGUUUAGACGAACAUCACUGCCUUAGUGAGGAGGACAGUCUUACAAUGGGUUUGGCUCAAUAUGUUUCUCUAGCAAUUUUGCUUAUAUUUAUUGGAGUGAGUUUGAUUAGUACCAUAUUGGAUGCGGUGAUGUCAAAGAACUCUUUAAUAUCUGCAUUUUCGAUCACUUCCAAUUACCAAAAGAUAGUAUCACGAAGAAGACCCAACGACCUAGAUUGCAUCCACGGACUGCGUUUUUUGAGCACCUGUUAUGUUAUUAUAGGCCAUCGGUACUUAAUGGCCAUGUUCUCACCAGUGAUUAACGGUUUAGAAAUUUUGGAUUGGAUCUUGAAUUACUCCAGUACUAUAAUAAUUGGUGGUACCAUUUGCGUUGACACGUUCUUCAUGAUAAGUGGUCUUUUAGUGAGCAUCAGUUUCUUCGAGCAUGUUACAAAAAAUGGUACUUUCAACGUACUAACCUUUUACCUUUAUCGGUACUUUCGAAUAACCCCCCCACUUGCUAUUGUUGUAUUAAUUUAUGCAACUCUGAUCCAAUUUUUGGGUUCCGGACCGUUAUGGUACGACACGUGCAUGGCUCACUUGGAACCUUGCAAGUAUUACUGGUGGUCUACACUUUUACACAUCCAGAGUUACACCAAUCCACAUGCUUUGUGCAUUUUGCAAACCUGGUCCCUAACUUGCGAUAUGAUAUUUUUUUAUUUUUCACCAAUACUUUUAUAUCCUCUUUGGAAGAAUCGAAUAUUUGGUUUAAUUGUUUGUGUUUCCUUGUACAUCUUAUCGGUCGCAAUUAGUUUCUAUUUCGCUUGGAUUAAUGAAUAUGAGGGAGGAAUGCCGAUAACGAAUCAAUUGUUUGAAACAAAAUAUUUUCAACAACAUUAUAUCACUCCUCAUACUCGAGCACCUCCUUAUAUCCUAGGAGUGCUUUAUGGAUUUUAUCUUUUUACUUUAAAAGAAAAGAAAAUAAAGAUGAAUUUUUUUACGAUUUUGAGUGGCUGGUUGGUGGCUGCAACUCUUAUGACUGUGUCUGUGGUUGGCAAUUACAGUUUUCAAAUGGAAAAUCAUGAUUUUAAUCGAUUGGAAGCGUCACUCUUUUUGUCAUGUUCUAGGUCAGCUUGGACUUUUGGAGUUAUUUGGAUAAUAUGGUCUUGUGUUAAUGGUUAUGGAGGCAUUAUUAACGAUUUUUUAAGCGCAUUUGCGUUUCGAGUCUUGGGAAGAAUAUCAUACGGGUGUUUUCUUCUUCAUUUAAUUUUACAACUCUUCAAAAAUGGGGCUAACAAAAUGCCCAUUUACUUUUCAAAUUUUUCAACUAUAUAUGACAGUUGUGCCGAUUUACUGUUAGUCGUACUAGUCAGCUUCUUCUUCACAAUGUUCUACGAAUUGCCUCUUUUAAAUAUUGCAAGUUUGUUUUUUAAGAUACCGAAAAAAGUGCAGUCGAAUAAUUAA